Molecule: messenger RNA, 1188 nt
Organism: Rotaria sp. Silwood1
Lineage: Eukaryota; Metazoa; Rotifera; Eurotatoria; Philodinida; Philodinidae
Source: the annotation of a GenBank genome assembly
AUGGCUACAGCUGACUUUAUUCAACCUCAAAUUUUGCAAGAAGAAUUUGUUCAAUGUAGUAAUUGCUCUCAUGUAAGUAACAAAGACAAAUCAAAUGACAGAACUAUUUCAAAAAUUGAUUUUCCAAAACAAGAAAUUAUCGUUGAAAAAAAGAAGUUUUUUUUAAAUGAAUCAGAAACAAUGCGACAAAUUCGAAUUCGUAGCCUUUCUCAUUGGCCCCAUUUUACACCAAGCAUUGAAUCAAUGACAUCUGCCGGUUGGUUUUCAUGCAACGUUGAUGAUAGAGUUAUUUGUAUUUAUUGUAAUACAAUUUGUCAUCAAUGGACAAUAAAAGAUGAUCCAAUUUACGUUCAUAGAACACUUGCUCCACAAUGUCCAUUUGUUCUUUCAAACCUUUUGGUAAAUAGUAAUUCAUCGCAGGUAAUUAAUGAUAUACUUAAUGAAAAAUUUGAACCAUCUUGUCCUGAAAUGACUGAAAUCUCUCGUCGAGAAGCAACAUUUUCUAAUGCUAACUGGUCAGAAAAUACUCCAAAUAUUGAAAGUUUAGUGCGCGCAGGAUUCUUUUUUGCUGGUAUUAAGGAUUCAGUAACAUGUUUUUAUUGCAAGGGAUCAUUACAUAAAUGGGGUCCAAAAGAUAAUCCUAUUAUUGAACAUGCUCGAUGGUUUCCUCAUUGUACUUACGCUAAACAUUUAUGUGGAAAUGAAUUAUAUGAAAAAAUCCAAACAUCUUUAAAACAACGAACUUUAACAAAAAAUAAAAUUGAUAAAGACGAACUUGCUCGUUUAGUUAAAGCAAGACUUGAUUUACCUAUUGUUGAACGUCUUCGUGUACAAUAUUCAUUAACAAUAAUUAAACGUUGUAUAGAAGAUCAAUUAAAAACAAAAAAUGAUGAUUUUCAAUCGGAUGUUGAUUUAUCAAUGGCUUGUUCAAUUCUUAAAAAACAAAUUGAUAUUAUCCAAGGUUCAUUAGAUAAUAUUAUAAUUCCAUCAAAACGUCAACCAAUAGAUAAUUCGUCUCAACCAAUAAAAAAUUCCUUGGGUGAUUGUGUUAUAUGUCUUAAUGAAGAAAAACAAUUGGCAUGUAUGCCUUGUGGACAUUUGUGUGCUUGUGUUCCUUGUGGAUAUGCACUUCGUUCGUGUCCAAUUUGUAGACAAAAAGUACAAUCCUUCAUGAAAAUUACUUCGUAA